AUGACUGCCAUCGCUGUUAACGAUGUCUCGUAUGGAUAUAAAACACAAUCCAUUUUAAGCCAUAUUUAUGCGCGAAUUCCUGAACACAAGAUCUAUGGACUGUUGGGUCCGAGCGGUGCGGGAAAGACAACUCUUUUGCGUCUAAUAUUGGGUCGACUAAAGGCUGAGAGCGGCUCUAUUAGAGUGUUUGACUCUCAACCCGGUGUCCAGAAUCCCGUCACUGGGUAUAUGCCUCAGGACACAGCUCUUUGCCUCUCAUUUACUGUCAGUCAAACACUUAUAUAUUUUGCUAACAUAUAUCGCAUGUCUAGCAAUAAAUUCAAUGAAAGAAGAGGAUUGUUAUCAUCAAUACUACAACUUCCGGAAGAGAAUCAAUUAAUAUCGCAACUAUCGGGUGGUCAACAAAAGCGAGUGUCUCUCGCUCUGGCAUUUUUAAACAAUCCUAAACUUGUGAUAUUAGAUGAGCCGACUGUGGGUACAGACCCUCUGCUUGGGAACAGUAUUUGGAAAUAUUUGCACAAUUGUUGCGCUGAAGGCGUGAGUGUUGUAAUAGUAACCCAUUAUAUAGAAGAGGCGGCUUUGGCUCAUACGGUGGGCAUUAUGAGGAACGGCACUCUUCUCGAAGAGGGAUCUCCUAAUGAUCUGCUUCUUAAGUAUAGGGAAACCAAUUUAGAAAAUGUU
Medioppia subpectinata is the source of this 681-nucleotide messenger RNA. The record is from the annotation of a GenBank genome assembly. Lineage: Eukaryota; Metazoa; Arthropoda; Arachnida; Sarcoptiformes; Oppiidae.